AAACGAUCCGAUUUUUUCUACAUUUUCCGACCGUCUGCGGAGCGGAUCAACCCCCGGUUUCGGCUUUUCCGUAAAGCGGCGGUGGACGUCACCCCCUUCGGCCGAUCCUGGAAAUUGAUCCGCCCGGAAAAACAGCAUGUAAGCGUUUAACGGACCGCUUUUUCCGUGACAUCCAUCGAAAAAAACUUUAUCGACUUUCUUUCGAAAGAAAUCGCCCAAAUACUAGCAUCUCCUUCGAUCCUCCAUUUUAACGAUUAACAGCGUCUCGGGCGGGACUCCAGCGUCCUCCUGCACAUCCGUACGCCCACAAUUUAUAUUUUAAAACCGAAUAUUUUUCAUGUCAUAAUCUUGUAUUACUCGAUAACGCCGAACGUUUCGACUCGACUCCAGGCUCGUUUUAGGUUAAAAAACUUUCACAUUCGUUAUCUUUUCUCAUUUUCGAGUCUACGAAAUAUUGCACUCCGGACUGCUGAUCUUUGCCGCAGCCCUUCCAGCUGUCCGUCCCUACUGCAAUAGGCGUCCCGUGGACACUUUCCCAUCAGAGUCAUUCUAUUGAACUUUAGAUUGCCUCUGAGCAUUUUUUUCAAAUUUGAGAAAACUGUCCGAUUUUGUAUCAAACGUUAUCGCGGUUCACGACGACGUGCAGAUGUUUCCAGAAUUCCCGACCUCGAUGCUUGCGUUUUGAAACUCACGAGUUUCAACCUUUCCGAGUGCCUUAUGGUGAAAACCCUUUAAAAAACUUAAUUUUAUACCAAUUGAACACAAUAUCUGAGAAUAUUAAAAUCCGAAGGAAAAACAUCAGAGGAGUGCAUAAACAAUGUUCAGUUUUCACAAGCCGAAAGUCUACAGGUCAUCAACAGGGUGCUGUAUCUGCAAAGCGAAAUCGAGCAGUUCAAGGUUCACGGACAGCAAGAAGUACGAGGAAGACUUCGUCGACUGUUUCCAACUGCCAGAGAAGAGAUGCGGUGAGGUGUGCAACGCUUGCGUUCUCCUCGUCAAGAGGUGGAAGAAGCUCCCCGAAGGGAACGGCAGGAAUUGGAGACACGUUGUUGAUGCUCGUGCUGGACCUGGCACAAAAUCCAUGACAAAGUUCAAAUCCCGCAAUUUCAAUAGGCCAAAACCUAAGCGCAAGUCAAUUGACGAAGAUCAAGAUGAGCCUGUACGUAAGAAGAAGCCGAGAAAGUUGAGAGAGGUUAGCCCCGGAGAAGAUCAAGGUGAAGAAGGGUCCGAAGAAAGUCCAGAAGGUAGUCGAAGUCCGACUCCGAGUGAAGAUCCUGAUGAUGGCCCAGUAAGCAAAAGACUGUCCCCAACACCGCAAGUGUCGGGAUUCGUUGAUCUCACAAUUUGGAAAAGAGAAAAGAUCUGCUGUGGGACAAUUUUUGUCGGUCCCGACGGCUCGAUCAUUGUUGACCCACGUUUCGCCAUCCCGUGCCGGAGGCGAAGAAACGGGGAAAAGUGCGAGCCUUUACCCCCUCCUCCUGUUAAGGCGACAAAAGUGUUCAGCGAUGCUUCGUCCGACUCUGGUUACGACGAAUCGUCCAAUCAGUCAACAGAGAUCAUUAGACAGCCGAUACCUGCAACAAAUUAACAGUAAAGUAUUGGUACUGACCGUUGGUUAUAAUAUUACAUUUGUUUCCUAGGUACAAAGGAUGGUUAUAUUCACAGUUGGCAUGUCCCAAUGUGUUUCUCCUAGUCGUGAGUUGUUUUUAAACGUUAUCUCAUUUAGAAAAUGUAUAUUGUUAAAAUUGAUUACUCUUCUGGCAAGGCUUAAAAUUCUUUAUUUUUAUUUUUGUAAACCACUAUUAUCAAUUAAAAUUUUAUUUUAUUUUAUUAUUUUUUUUUUUACAUUCUCUUAAUCACGAAUUCAAAGUAGAAACCAUUUUCACUGUGGGUAAACCAUCUUUUAGAAUUGGUUCAAAUUUAAAUAAGUUUUUAUGGAAUAUUAUUUUCAUUCAUUGUGUCCAAAAAAUUUAUAGCUCACAAUUGUUUAUAUUAAUAUAUAAAGAAAUAUUUUGUUUCUCUUUACAAUUUGAUGGACUUUUUGUUUUCUUUUUAUAAUUUUAAGUUGUUAUUUUGAUAGUUUAACUAUAUUUAUAUUUAAAAUUUUAUUCGUAAAGAUAGAUCGACUUCAUACCUUUAAAGAGAUUUUAGCUGAAAAUUUAUAUAAUAUUAAGGCUUUUUUUUUCUCUCUUAAAAUCUAAAGAAAUACUUUUUUAUAUUUAUUUAAAAUUUGGAAUGGAAGGUUGUAUGAGCUAUUACUAAAUUUGUUACACAAAACAUGAUUAAAUAUUUAAAAAAAUCGACAUAUUUUAUAAACUAUUCAAAACACAAAUUUAAAAAAAAAAAAAAAAAAAAAAAAACGAAAUUGUGAUCGAUUGGGAUUCAAUUUGUCCGAAAGAUUUAAUAAAUGAUUGGUUAUUUAGAUAUUUAAGAUUUUUACACUUCCAGUUAAGAGGUUUUAUUAAAAGCAAAUUACAGCUGUUUUCGCUUAGGUUAAUUAAGUUAAAAUUGUCACACAAAAAACAAACAUUAAUUUAAUAGAUUAUUGCACAAAGUGUAGCCUAAAAUCGUAUCAAUCAUUAAUCGUUUAUCCAUAUGAUAAAUGGAUAAUUAUCAGAUUAAUAAACAAUUAAUUUUUUAAUAUUAAAACAUCGAUUAUUAAUAUUUUAAUACAUUCAGUACGGUAGCACUUUUGUUGCCGAGAUGGGACAUCGGACAAAAUUAGGUCGCUCAGGGUUGGCACUUCAUUUUCCGGGAACUUGUUCCGUUUACCUUUUUACUUUAUUGAUAAAUAAAAAAGUCUGAAAAAACCCUAUGUACCUGGGGAAAAUCAGGAAAAUCCUAAAAAUCCAAAAUUCAAAAAUUUGAAUGAGUCCAUAUGAACAUGAAAUCAAUAAUUUAACUGUAAGUGAUAAUUCUGUAAAUCGAUUUAAAGAAGUAAUUGCACAAAAACAUCAUACUUACAGGCUUAAUAAAAAUUUACUGAGGGGGCAUCGGUGGUCGUAAUUGUUUAGGCGUUGACACGGCGCUCAUCACUGUAAGGUAAAGAUCCCAGGUUCAGAUCCAGCGGCUAUGCAUUCGGACCUGAUAUACUUACAAAUGGGCUUAAAAAAAAAAAAAAAAAAAAAAACGGCACCCCAAGGGUUUAUAUAACCUCAGUUGAAACACCCUUGUAAAAAAACAAAAAAAUCGGGAUGAGUUGGGUGUAACAACAUAGGAUAGCUUGGUUCAAAAUGAGGCCGGAUAGAGACAGAUCGAACGUUUCCAGAAAAAGCUUAGCCCCAUAAUUCAUCAAAAGAAAAUAGAGGGUCUAAAAAACACACGAGAGUGUCCCACUGGCCCAUUGGAUUUUAACUUAGGAUGCACCAUUGCGUCCUCCGUACUGAAUCUGUUAGAAAUAUUGUUUUUCUUAGUCUUAAGAAUUAUUCCUAUCAAAGUAUUUCUAAUAUUUAUGUAGCACUGAUUUGCAUGUGCUCUCCUAACAUUGUGCCUUUUUUUAAGUGGAUACCGUGUGCGCGUCCUAGAUGUACCUCUUUAAUUGAUUUGGUUUUUAUAGAUUUCUCCCUUUUCUAGUCAUAAUGGAUAUAUUUCAUAAUAAAUUGUUUAAAAAAAAUCUUUACAUAUUCCAUAACCAAAAUUCAUAGAAAAACCUUGUGCAACAAAUAAAACCAAAAUUUUAUUUUUAAUUUAUAUCAGUAUUUGUAAUACUGAUAGCCCGAAGUAUGCCGUACUUGAAUAAUACUCCACAUGAUCAAGGCUUAAUUUAGGAAAGUGACAAUAAUUUUUUUACAAAUUAAAUAGGCCUUUAAAGAAACAAUCAUAAUUUUUUUUUUAAAUGUGUUUUGGGCGUUUUCCUCGGUUUAAAAUGAGAUAUUGUCUUCUGAAAAAAAAUUGCAGUGCGAUAAAAAAGGGAGCAAUGUUAUAUCUCAAAAGUGGCCUUAAAAGCGCCUCGUAUUUUUAGUAGUUUUUUGGUAACUCGCAACUUUUAUUUUCAUCUACGUCUUGCUUUUAUAACUAAAACUGUGCAUUUUCUGUCCUUGUCUCUUGUCUAAGGAAGACUGCUGUAAUUUGUUGUUAAAAUAAAACCCUUCAAUUAUAAAGUGUAUUUAAAAAAAAAUUAUAUAGUCCCAAGCACUUCGAAUAUGAAAUGCUCAAUUCCUCUGGACAAAACGCCAAAAUAACUGUAGAAUUUUGGGGCCAAUUAAAAAAA
Molecule: messenger RNA, 4210 nt
Organism: Cimex lectularius (bed bug)
Lineage: Eukaryota; Metazoa; Arthropoda; Insecta; Hemiptera; Cimicidae
Product: SIN3-HDAC complex-associated factor
Exons: 6
Coding region: 818-1588 (256 amino acids)
Biological process (GO): negative regulation of cell migration
Source: RefSeq, a predicted model, not a curated record